Messenger RNA from Misgurnus anguillicaudatus (oriental weatherfish), 6188 nucleotides. It is a transcript of the gene zswim5, whose product is annotated as zinc finger, SWIM-type containing 5. Gene Ontology annotation, cellular component: Cul2-RING ubiquitin ligase complex. The record is from RefSeq and is a predicted model, not a curated record. NCBI's taxonomy places the organism in Eukaryota, Metazoa, Chordata, Actinopteri, Cypriniformes, Cobitidae.
ACUUCCUCGCUAUUGGCUCGAGAGCGUUUGUUAUUGGUAGUGACGUAUGAGAAUCCGUUCUCACCCACGACCCUCCCGUCGCGCGGUGCGCUUCUAGAGCCACGGUCCUCGCUUCAGUGUUUAUUUGGUUGUCAUGGCGGAGGGACGUGGAGAACUAUUGCCCCAGCCGCCGCUUCACCUCUCCUUACCCCCGGCUAGCAAGCGUCCGUGUUUGCGUCCCGCUCCUCGAGGACCCGGUCCGGGGCCUGGACCGGGAUUUCCGAACUCUCGCUUUCGCUGCCCGGAAUCUCUACUGGACUGCGCUGCUAAGGCCGUAGCGGAGAAAUGGGCCUUUGAGAGGGUGGAGGAGCGCUUCGAACGGAUUCCCGAGCCCGUUCAACGUCGUAUCGUUUAUUGGUCUUUCCCGAGGAACGAAAGGGAAAUAUGUAUGUAUUCGUCGUUUCAGUGCCGAGUGGCAGGCGAAGAGGGUCCCGUAGUUGGCUCGAGCUCGUCCGUUGGACCCAGUUCGGUCCCCGGAGGGGUUACGAACACCACCGGCAGCGCUGGGACUGGGGGUACCGGAGAUGGACUGCCUUUCCGCCGGGGAAUCCGGCUUUUGGAAACCGGUUGUGUGGACAAUGUCUUACAAGUCGGUUUUCACCUCAGUGGCACAGUCACGGAGCCAGCCACGCAAUCCGAGCCGGAGACGACGCACAAAGUGGCCAUCAGCUUCGACCGAUGUAAAAUCACCUCAGUGACAUGCGGCUGUGGCAACCGUGACAUCUUCUAUUGCGCACACGUGGUGGCGCUGUCCUUAUACCGCAUCCGCAAACCCGAGCAAGUCAAGCUGCGGCUGCCCAUCUCAGAGACACUCUUCCAGAUGAACAGAGACCAGCUGCAGAAGCUGGUACAGUAUCUUAUCACGGCCCACCAUACGGAAGUGCUGCCCACCGCUCAAAAACUGGCUGACGAAAUCUUGUCCUCCAACUCUGAGAUCAAUCAAGUACAUGGGGCCCCGGAUCCCACAGCAGGUGCCAGUAUUGAUGAUGAGAACUGCUGGCACCUGGAUGAAGAGCAAGUGAGGGAACAAGUCAAACAGUUUCUCUCUCAGGGAGGAUACUAUGGCUCAGGCAAGCAGCUAAACUCCAUGUUUGCCAAGGUGAGGGAGAUGCUGCGGAUGCGGGAUUCAAACGGUGCACGGAUGCUCACACUUAUCACAGAGCAGUUCAUGGCUGACCCACGCCUGUCGCUAUGGCGACAACAGGGCACAGGCAUGACCGAUAAAUGCCGACAACUCUGGGAUGAGCUAGGUGCGCUCUGGGUGUGUAUUGUGCUAAACCCACACUGUAAGAGCGAAGAGAAGAGCGCCUGGCUGAGACAGCUGAAGAAGUGGGGAGACAUGGACAUCUGCCCUCUAGAGGAUGGCAAUUACGGCAGCGAGCUGCCCAACAUCACCAAUGCCCUGCCACAGAGCAACCUGGCUCAGGACUCAAUGGCCCGGCCUAGAAGAACGGUGUUCACAAGAGCCAUGGAAGCUUGCGACCUGCACUGGCAGGAUAGUCAUUUGCAACGAAUCAUCAGCAGUGACUUCUAUAUGUCCACAGCCUACCAGAGAGAGGGAGAGAGCCUCCUUUUUAACCCCCAGGGCCUGCCACUGUGGCUGGAUCAUGUGCCUACAGCAUGCGCCAGGGUGGAUGCUCUGCGUUCCCAUGGUUACCCCCGAGAAGCCUUGCGAUUGGCUGUUGCCAUUAUCAAUACCCUGCGGCUCCAACAGCAACGACAAUUAGACAUUUACAAACAUCAAAAGAAAGAGCUGCUACAGAGAGGAAUGACCAACACCACCAAUCUAGAGGGAUGGGUAGGCCAUCCCCUCGACCCGGUUGGCUGCCUUUUCGCCACCCUCACGGAGACGUGUCGAGUGGAGGAUGACAAUACCAUGGAUACCGGAGAUUCAGGUGAGCCCAAGCCUCCCGUCUACCAGCAUGUGCCGGUAUGGGGAUGUCAAGACGGAGGAGAGUCGUACCUGGCGCUGGCGCUAGAGGUUGCGCUGAUGGGCAUGGGACAGCAGCGGCUAAUGCCCGAGGGCCUGUACGCUCAGGAUAAAGUGUGCCGCAAUGAGGAGCAGAUUGUGGCCAAGCUUCAGGAGAUGGAGCUGGAUGACGUAUUAGUGCAGACACUCCGCAAGCAAGCUGUUCUACUAUUAGAAGGUGGUCCCUUCAGUGGUCUUGGUGAGGUCAUCCACAGAGAGAGUGUUCCCAUGCACACGUUCGCUAAGUACCUGUUCACCGCUCUGCUGCCGCACGACACAGACCUGGCGUACAAACUGGCCCUCCGAGCAAUGAGGCUUCCAGUGCUGGAGUCCACCGCUCCAUCAGGUGACGUAGGGCACAAUCACCAUGGCAUCUCCAUAGUGCCCAGCAGAUACCCACGCUGGUUCACACUGGGCCAUCUGGAAUCUCAGCAAUGCGAAUUGGCCUCCACCAUGCUUACUGCUGCUAAGGGUGACAUGUUGAGAUUGCGGACUGUUUUGGAGGCCAUUCAGAAGCACAUUCACUCCUCAUCCCUAAUCUUUAAACUGGCCCAGGACGCCUUCAAGAUUGCGACUCCCGCAGAUAACCCUCCCGACAUCACGUUGCUCAAUGUAGCGAUGGAGCUCGGCCUUCAGGUUAUGAGGAUGACUCUUUCUACGCUCAACUGGAGGCGAAGAGAGAUGGUUCGCUGGUUAGUCACGUGUGCUACUGAAGUCGGACUUCGAGCAUUGGUCAGCAUUUUACAGAGCUGGUACACUCUGUUCACCCCCACCGAAGCCACCAGUAUAGUGGCGGCCACCGUGAUGUCCCACAACACCAUCCUGCGUCUGAGCCUCGACUACCCGCAGCGAGAAGAGCUCGCCAGCUGUGCACGCACUCUGGCCCUGCAGUGUGCCAUGAAGGACCCCCAAAAUUGCGCCCUGUCCGCCCUCACCCUCUGCGAAAAGGACCACAUCGCCUUCGAGACGGCUUAUCAGAUAGUCAUCGAUGCCGCCUCCACGGGCAUGACCUACUCUCAGCUCUUCACCAUCGCCCGCUACAUGGAGCACCGCGGGUACCCGCUUCGAGCUUUCAAAUUGGCGUCCCUCGCCAUGACCCACUUAAACCUGGCCUACAACCAAGACACGCACCCGGCCAUCAAUGACGUGCUGUGGGCUUGCGCUCUCAGCCACUCGCUGGGUAAGAACGAGCUGGCCACCAUCAUUCCUCUGGUGGUCAAGAGCGUUCACUGCGCGACGGUGCUUUCGGACAUCCUUCGGCGCUGUACCAUGACGGCCCCCGGUCUGGCCGGUAUCCCCGGCAGGCGCAACUCGGGGAAGCUUAUGAGCACUGACAAAGCGCCGUUGAGACAGCUACUUGACGCCACCAUCAGCGCCUACAUCAACACCACCCACUCGCGACUUACACACAUCAGCCCGCGCCAUUACGGAGAGUUCAUUGAGUUCCUUAGUAAGGCACGCGAGACCUUCCUAUUGGCCCAAGAUGGCCACAUUCAGUUUGCCCAGUUUAUAGACAACCUCAAACAGAUCUAUAAGGGCAAAAAGAAACUCAUGAUGUUGGUACGGGAACGUUUCGGUUAAACGUCACGUGACAACAGAGGACUUGAUCAUCUUUCAUUCAUUCAUUCAUUCAUUUAUUUAAGGCAUUAUUUUAUUCUUUUUUUGGUGAAUUUCUACGUUUUAUUUGUUUUGAUCUGUCUUGUUUUUUAUAUCGUGAACAAUCCCUGUUCACUAAGUUAUUCUACCAGGUCGAACUUGUGGAGGGGAGAACAAGUGGUUAUAACGCUUUUUUGUUUCGUUUAAGCUUGUUCUUACUUUCGUUUAAUCAAACUGUUGUGAUAAAAUGUAAACGUGGCACAUAAAGAGAAACCAAAUGAUUACAAGGUGAAUUUUGUUAGGGGCUGGAACAUUCAAAACAAAUGGUCAUUCCUGAAACACUCACACACAGUGUUACCGUCAUACCUCGAUCGUAUUUUAAGGAUCAGCUUUAACUCUGCUUAAGAGUGAACCACGGAGGAGUGAAACGGCCGAGACUUGCAUCACUUCAAUGCUACAAAGACAAGCCCACGACUCGAGCGAGCCACACGACAUCGAGUUCCUCCAUAUUCUACCGUGUUUGCUCAUUUUCAUCUCCGUUUCAAAAUUCAAGGAGGAUGAAAAAUAAAUGAGGAUACCUGUGUGCUAAAUCCUUCCAGAAGUUCUCGAUAAGGUCACAUCCUGAACAAAGCAGAGAUGCCCGUCAGUGUCUAACAUUAUCAGCCAUACGUUUCUCUGUUACCUCUCAGUGAAAAAAUAAAAGACUUGUGAGAUUGAGUAGCAGUAAUAAUAUACAUACUAGCACUUCAUUCAAUUCCAUCCCCUUUCACGACACGUUCGGAUCAGCAAUUAUUAAUCCGUGUAUAAAAUAGCGCAAGACUAAAUGCUUUAUUGACAGACAAAUGACUUUAAUGGCAUUAAAAAAAAAACUGUACCAUAUCUUCCACAUUCCAUGACCUCCACCCUCCACAAGUGCCCCAGUGGAUCCGAACACUUAGAAUGCACUCUGCGGCUUCCAUCUGAAGGAAAAAAGAAGAGUAGGGAGUACACGUGAAAAGAGACGCUCGACUCCGUUCUCAGGGAAUCACUUAAAGAAACAAAACAGAAAAAAAGUAGUAGCAUAAGCAUUUAAGAUAUUGUAAAUAUGAAAGUGUCAAUUCAAAAAAUUGUAAAGUUAUAAUUAUUUAUGAUAAUUGUAUGUUUUUUUUUUUUUUUCGGAUACUUGAAUUUGUUGGGCUGGGAAUGUGACAACAGUAAGAGGAAAGACUUCAGAAACAUUUCUCAGGUGCUCCUGUGUACAUUUCUGAUUUACAGUUUUAUUUGUAACCUUUUAAAUACUUUUGUUUAUUUGCAAGAGGAAGCAUUCGGGGAGAUUGAAGAAAGGAGGGGACAAACGUUUAUGAACAGACUAUGCAGAACCACUUUACCAUUUGCCCUCGCCCUCCCGAUCUUCCUCCCUUUUUUUCUCUCUCUCUCUCUUUUUAGGGAUAUUCCUCGUUUGGCUGGGGGUUGGGGAAUUUGUAUCUGUAAGUAAUCUGCACGAGCUGCAAGUUUGGACUUUGCCUUUGAUCUACGUACAACUCUUUACUUUGAAGCCUUAUAGUGUUCUCUGAAAGCACUGCAUGUGUUUCAGGACAUUGUGUUGGCAAUGUCAAUGGAGUACAGCACAGAGAAAACGGACUUGCGUCUUUAAACGGCCCGAACGGGAUGCUACAGGAUGCAUCUGCUACUAUUCUCCUCUAUGGCAAUGUGGUCAACACCACGGCUUAGGGUUGUGAUAUCUUGCAUAUAGGGUCCAUCUGUUUGGAGUUUGUGACAUACCAUUGCCUAUUUUGAGAUUGGGAGAUGCUUCGUUAAUGGCUAAAUCUUGAUAUUUCGCAAGGUUGAUUACUUUUAUGGUUUCCAUUUUUGCUUUUGUAACUUUCACAGAGUUCGUCUGAAAACAUGUUAAUUGCCUCAACUGUGGAAUUCUCGAACCGCAAGGUGUUAAGGUGUCACAUUAUGCAGCCUUUGUUCCUCGGCCUGCUCAUUCAGUUAGCUCAUAAGACAGACCCCCCGGAGAAAGCUUGACAGUUUAGGGAUUUUUUAUUUUUUUUGAAUAAACACAACUGCAGAAUUAUAGCGCUGCCUGUUCCUUUAAGAAAUAUAUAUAUAUAUAAAAUUGAAAAAAAAGACGACGAAAAAACAAAAAGGAAAAAAAAGACAAGCAUUUUCUGUAGCUAACUAGUUGGUCCAAUGGCAUUGCAAAAAGAGAAUAACCUCCUCUGGCUUUUUAUUUCUCUCUUCCAUACUCUUAAGUGUCUGUAUGUGUUAACUGUACCAGUGUUUCGUUCUGUCCCUAGAGUUUAGAAGGAAAAAAUAAUAAUCGCUGGUAGAGAUUGUUCACUAGUUCAUCUACUGUUUGAUUUCGUUUCGUUUUUAUUUAAGGGAAAGUGUUUGUCGCCUCUUUGUGCUACUGAAUUAUAAAAAGGUAUCCAGUAUUUGUUGCCACAAAAGUAUAGUUCAUCAACACUUUUUGUUUGUGCAACCUCUUGAGCUAAUGUCUAUAAACAAAAAUUUAUUACUAUUUAUGUAAUGCUACUACCAUUUUAUAUGACUUGUGUUGAAUUUCAGUGCUUUUCUAUGAAUAAAGUGUGAAACACGU